This is a messenger RNA of Bombina bombina (fire-bellied toad), 3586 nucleotides long. RefSeq names its product WAS/WASL interacting protein family member 2 (gene WIPF2). The record is from RefSeq and is a predicted model, not a curated record. Gene Ontology annotation, molecular function: actin binding. The transcript is spliced from 8 exons. Lineage: Eukaryota; Metazoa; Chordata; Amphibia; Anura; Bombinatoridae. The coding region runs from base 251 to 1585 and encodes 444 amino acids.
GUGGCUUUGGUAAAUAAUGAGAAAGUGUUAACCGUGAAUACAGAGGGGGUUAGGAUCCUAAACACCUGAGUGAGAGUGACAUUAAGUUCUGGGACAGCUGAUGAGGUUUGGGACGUAGGGUUUGCAGGCUGAUCGUGUAGAGCCUGGGCACGGAUAACUAAAUGCAUGUAGAGGUUACAAGUGCUCCCCACCCCCCUGUCUAGGGGCUGGCCCAAGGAAUCGGUAAGGAGUAGCCAAGUAGAGCAGCAGGAUGCCAAUCCCUCCUCCUCCGCCACCACCACCUGGCCCUCCUCCACCUCCUACCUUCUCUCAUGCGAAUACUGAGCCACCAAAACUGAGCCGUGAUGAGCAGAAGGGUCGAGGAGCUCUUCUGAAUGACAUCUGUAAGGGGGCAAGAUUGAAGAAGGUGGCAGCGGUGAAUGACAGGAGUGCGCCAAUUAUUGAUAAACCUAAAGGUGGAGGAGGGACAUCCGGUUUCACACCAAGCGCUGGAGCUGCAUUACAGCCUAAAGGUGGCCUCUUUCAAGCGGGUGUUCCUAAACUACGCCCUGUGGGGGCCAAGGAUAGCCAAGAGGGCGGCCAGUCUGCUCGUUCACCUCUUCAAGUCCCUAGUGGACGUGCUGCUGCCCCUCGUCCUCCUGUAUCAGGGGGGCGUCCACAAGAUGAUUCUGAUAGUUCCAACAGUCGGUCCACUCCUUCUGAUAUGGGGAGAGCACAUCGCCCAUCUCUGCCAGAUCUUACACGUCCCCCAAGUGCAACAAGCCCUGGCAUGAAACACAGCUCCUCUGCCCCUCCUCCACCCCCCCCAGGACGUCGCCAAGCAGGACCUCCUCCCUCCUCACAGAACUCCAAAUCCUACAACAGAGAUAAGCCGCUACCCCCUACACCCGGGCAUAGAGCACCAGCUGCACCACCUGUAAAGCCACCUCCUUCACCCAUCAGUAGCCGAAACCCUGCUGGCCAUGGACAGCCUCCUCCUCCACCACCAUCUAGGCAUCAUCCUGUCUCCCACAAUGGGCCGUCUAGCCCCAUGAAUGAUCCAGCACCAGAUCUGCCACAGCGGCAUAACUCACUUCACCGUAAGUCUGCUGGGCCUGUGAGGGGACUUGCACCCCCUCCGCCUCCCUCUGCCAAUUUAUCACCAGGGGGCAACAGACCACCUCCUCCAGCAAGAGACCCUCCAGGGAGGGGAGCAGCUCCUCCACCUCCUGCAAUUCGUAAUGGGGGCCGGGAUGCCCCACCUCCUCCACCGCCAUACCGAAUGCAUGGCAUCACCGAACCUACUCAAAAUAGAGCUAAGCAUCCUCCUCCACCUCCCUCUCGCACCCCCUCUGGGCCUCCUCCACCGCCACCAGUCAGGAACGGGCACAGAGAUUCUGUUUCUGUGGGGCGAUCCUUUGCAGAUGACUUUGAAUCAAAAUAUUCCUUCCAUUCGGUCGAUGAGUUUCCAGACCCUGAGGAAUACAAGCACAUUGACAAAAUUUAUCCUAGCAAAAUCAUAAGAGCUUCUCCGAAUGCCGCCCAUAACUGCUCCUCAUUCACAGCCGCCCGUGGAGCUCCUCCAUUGCCUCCCAUUCCGAGGUGAAACAUCUCAUCAGUGUCUGCUGCCUGGACUCUGCAUCCCGCUCCUCAACCUGCUCUCCUCCAUAUUUUCAUCAUUCCUCGUGGGGGGAGCUGGGAGGGAGGGCCACUCCCGCAUGAAGACACUUUGCAUUGGGAAACAAGAGAAGCCAGAAACGUUUCCUCCCAUCUUCCUAUGCAUUCUACAUCUCUGUCUCCUCCAGAGACUCCCCUAUGAUCAUUUGCACAUGAGGGGAAAUUAUAUAACUUAAAUUCCCAAGUUUAACAGGCAAAUUCAGCCAAAUGGUAUGUAAUCAAACCACUGGUAUGGCCAAUGCCCCAAAUGGAUUCUUUCCCAAAUAUAUCUGUACCCAACUAAUUCAUUUUUUAUUCCAUUAUGCCAGCAGAAGCAGAAUGGUGUAACAUAUAACAAGUGGGUAAACCGUUCUAAAUAAUACCCACAAUGCAUACACUACAAGAAUAAAAAGAUGCACGUAACCCUAAAGGAAUACACUACAGAAAUGCAAAUUGGACAUUCCUGCUAUGAUUUGCUGCUGCUCCUUCUGUAUCCUGACUCUUCCAGGCCUGAGCCUUCACAUGUCACACUUUCUGACUGUUACUAAGAGAUGGGGGGGAAGCUACAUUUUCAGGAGAACUUCAGUGCGAAGUGUGGUGUGUCCAGCUGAGCAACUUGAUAUUUGAAUAGUUGGAAUUAAGUGGUCAGUGCUGGGCAGAACGGUUUACAGAUCAGUAGAUUUCAUGAUUUGGACAACCGACCAUAGGAAGGUAUAACCGCUGCAAUUUGGCUCACAAGUCGCAGCUCUUAGAUUUGAUAAAGCCAUAAAAUCUGUGUAAUGCCGGGAUGUUACAGUGUAAGUCAGGGCUUGAAAUAUCAGGAGAUCCAGGGAGACAUGGCUUCUUAAAUUUUAGAUGUAGCUCCUAACUAUUCUGGUUGCUUCUACAUGCAUCUUUAAAUGAAGAAGCUGGCUCCGAAGAAAUAUGGGUGGCUCCUAAAUUUCAAAUAAAUGUUUAAGUAAUAAUGUUUCUAUGUAUUAAGGUGAUGGUAACAAUCAAUAUGAAAGUGUUCAUUUUCUAUCUAUGCCGAACACGUGGGUUUUAAAGAUGUUGGUUACUAUAUAUGACCUUUUUUUCAACUUGAAGGUAAUUAAAAUUUCUUCCCGGUCUCUCCACCACACAUUUUCUGUCUUCCCUAUCUACUCUUUUAUCUGUCUAUAAAGUAAGGCUGUUUUUUUGUGUACUUGUGCCAUUAUCCCCUGAAACUCCAGCUUUCUUUGUAUAUCUCCCUUUUCAACAAAGAAAAGUCUACUACGUUGCCCUGUAGCACACUAAAUAUUGGAGAUGUGAAUUAUUCUGUACAUCAUUAUCCAUGUAAAGAGAUACCAAUAAGCAUGUUGCAGAAGCUGAAAAUGGAUGGCAGUUCAGGAUGUCAUAAGUUGCAGCACUAUUUUAUCUGUGUAUAGAGAUCCUCCACUGUACAUUGCAGCUUGUUCUUGACCAGCACAGGUCUGUUAAUCCCUAACACUGCUUGGAUUUCCUGAGUUUUUAUUUGCCUUAUACACUACUUAAACUUUUACUGCUGGGAGAAAGUAUUGUGUUGCUCUGCAUAGUGAAUCUUGGCAUAUACAAUGCACUGCUUUCCCUGUCAGCUGUGAAAUGAUUUCACAUUGAGAGAUUUGGUACUAUUAUUUUGUAAUGUAUGUUUGACAUCUGAUAAACCUUUAGUUACUUAUGUUUAUUUUGUAUUUUGUAAAAUAGGAUUAUGAGAAAAGGUUGCAAAAAGAAUACUAAAAUAUAAAUAUAUAUAUAUAUAAAGUUUCACUUUGUUCUGUUCUUCUUAAGAUUAUCAAUUGUGGUCUUCUUGUAAAAUGGAUUUUAUGCCACUGUGGUACACACAAAAAAAGGUUAGGGAACUGAUUUGUGUAAUGGGUGAAAGGGACAUUCUACACGUUGAGAUUGUAAUAUAAAAUGUUUUAAUUAUGUGUAGUAAAAACAACUUUGUAAUAUA